This is a messenger RNA of Tribolium madens (black flour beetle), 1430 nucleotides long. RefSeq names its product synaptonemal complex protein 1-like. NCBI's taxonomy places the organism in Eukaryota, Metazoa, Arthropoda, Insecta, Coleoptera, Tenebrionidae. Gene Ontology annotation, biological process: intraciliary transport. The record is from RefSeq and is a predicted model, not a curated record. Gene Ontology annotation, cellular component: axoneme.
AUGGGAAAAGAUGAGUCACUUCAAGAAUAUCUUUUGAAAAUGAAGGAAAUGGCAUUAAGAGCUAGUAUAGAAGAGGAAGCAGUGGUUCAGUAUGUAAUUGAUGGCAUUCCAGAAGAGAGUGAUAAGAAAUUAUGGUUGUAUGAGGCCAAAACGUUGAAUCAGUUGAAGCAGAAGCUGGAGAUCUAUGAGAAAUUUAGACAAACAAAACUUCGAAACGACCAGCUGAAGCAUUCAGUACCUACUUAUAUAAUUCAAGAUCAGGGUAACUUAAUUCCACCAGAUUUUGAAGUGAUUAGGGAAAAUCAGGCUUUGAAAACGGUACAGAAGCGACGAGACAGAGCAUUGACAAAGUAUGGAGGUGCUAAUGCCGAAUCGCCACAUCUGAUACAAUCACACGAGGAGGAAAUAACGUUUUUAACGGAAAAAAACAAACAGUUGAGGCGAAAUGUAAAAGAGCUGAAUGAUCAAUUGAAACAUAAAAACGACGAAUUGCAAAGUGUCCAAGAACAAUUGAAACAUUAUAAAAAACUCGACAAAGAUAAACACUUGUUAGAAAGAGAGAAAUUAUUCGAGGAAUUAGAAGAUGUGAAGAAAAAACUCGGUAAGGCUGAUAAUGAAAUUGUUGUUUUGAAUAGAAAACUGACUUUGGAAAGCAAGACUUCGAAACAGAGACUCAAUUUGGAGAUGACAAAACACAAGCAGUGUCAGAAAGAACUUGCGCAAGCUUUGACCGAAAUUGCAAAAUUAACAAAGUUGAUAGAAACUAAAGAAAAGUCCUUGACCAGCAAUGCCCGCAAACGCUUUUCAAAUUUGGUUCCAAGGCAGGCAACGUCCUCCUCCAUUAAGUUGGAAAGAAUCGAAAUGAAUUUACAAAACACGAUACAAAAAACUGAAGAUCAUAAAAACAACGACGAAUUCAAUAAACGUCUGGGUGACUACUGUUUGAAGGCAAUAUAUUCAGUUAAAAAUUACAGUAACGUGAUUGAAACUCACAAAGAAAACUUGGGGUAUGCUGAAGAGGACACCGAAAAAAUUAAGGAGACUGUCAAAGAUGCCGAACACAUAGAGUUGCGGUUGAAGAAAGCACAUUUGUUGUCGUUUGAUAAAAACGCUUAUGAUAACUUGGAUUUUGCUAAUCAGAUUUUAAAGGAAGAGGCUAAGUUUCAAACGAAAUAUAAGAAUGGAAAUGUGAAAAAGGAACCAGCUGUUGGAGUGAAUGUUAAAAAAAAGCUUUUAGCUACGUUAAGGGCGAUUGACAAUGGGUUCAGUUUAUAAUUAUUGAUUAAGGAAUUAUUUUGGAUUUUAAUUGUUAUAAUUAGUUAAGUUUUUGUAUUUUUUGAAUUAACUUUAAGACUUUGUAUAUUUGAUUUUGUAAAUAAUUAUUGAUCGAGAGCGAUCAAUCUGUCAGGUUGGCCGAGCUGUGAGCGCCU